This is a messenger RNA of Prunus avium (sweet cherry), 2033 nucleotides long. The record is from RefSeq and is a predicted model, not a curated record. Lineage: Eukaryota; Viridiplantae; Streptophyta; Magnoliopsida; Rosales; Rosaceae.
AUGGAUUGGGAAGAAUUUUUGGCACUCUUUUACAAGAAGUACUUUCCUGAUACCGUGAAAGAGGAAUUACAAAUGGAGUUCAUAAACUUGACACAAGGGACCAUGACUGUGAGGGAGUAUGAGGCACGGUUUGCUGAGUUGUCUCGUUUUGCAGACCCUCUGAGUGAGUUGCAACAAACCCAGAAGUUUCAAAGGGGUUUGAAUGCUUAUGUGAAGAAGAUGGUGACUGGUUUUCGCCACACGAAAAUGGUGGAUGUGGUGGAGUGUGCAGCUUCUAUUGAAGCAAAUAAUAAUGAGUUUAAGAAGAGUCUGGAUGUCAAGAGAGACGCCAAAGGGAAAGGAAAGGCGCCAGCACAAAGUAGCACCACUGGGAAUCAGGGAGGUGUUGGUAAGAAGCAGAGGACGGGCCAGGACAUAUUGCUAAGAGUUGCAAGAGUGAAAACAAACCGGGGCAACAACAAAGACAAGGAAAUGCCAGAGUCUUUGCAGUGGGUCAAAGGCAGAGGAACACUGGUGUGUGAGUCUUGCCCAUUGUUGAUUGGUAACAAGGAGUUCCUUGCUGAUUUAAUUGUUCUGGUUGAUAACUCAUAUGAUAUGAUACUUGGUGUGGACUGGUUACGGUGUAAUCAUGCUGUAAUUGAUUGUCAUGGAAUGUUAGUGUCGUUUCAUACUCCUGGGCAAGCGGUGGUUCGGCAUAGGUGCAUUAAAACUGAUGCAACUAUGAAGUUUGGGUUUCUAGCUCUUGUGGAAAGAGUAGAACGAGUUCUAACAUUGGAAGAUGUUCCUAAAGUAUCUUUGUAUCAGGAUGUUUUCCAAGAUAUUGUGGGAUAUCACCAAGUUAGGGUGAGGGAGGAAGAUAUUCCUAAGACAGCAUUUCGAACCAGGUAUGGACAUUAUGAGUUUGUUGUCAUGCCUUUUGGGUUGACUAAUGCACCUGCUGUGUUUAUGGAUUUGAUGAACAGAAUAUUCGGUCCUUACUUGGAUGAUUUUGUUGUGGUGUUUGUGGAUGAUAUCUUGAUCUACUCAAAGAAUGAUGAAGAUCAUGAUAGACAUCUGGAGAUUGUUUUGGAAACAUUAAGGAGGAAUCAGUUGUAUGCCAAGUAUGAAAAGUGUGAUUUUUGGCAGGAUAAAGUAAAAUUUCUCGGCCAUGUGGUUUCUAAGGAUGGGGUAUCAGUGGAUCCUUCUAAAGUGGAAGCAGUUAUGGAGUGGAAACAGCCUGCUACUGUGACUGAGAUUCGUAGUUUCUUGGGUUUGGCCGGUUAUUAUCGGAGGUUUAUUGAGGAUUUCUCAAGUAUUGCUGCACCUUUGACCAAGUUGACAAGGAAAGAUGUGUUGUUCAUUUGGAAUGAGGAUUGUGAGAAAGCCUUCAAGGAACUGAAGAAGAAAUUGACUAUUGCUCCGGUGUUGACAAUUCCCUCAGGAGGAGGAGGAUUGGUGAUUUAUAGUAAUGCAUCUCUUCAGGGUUUGGGAUGUGUGUUGAUGCAGAAUGGUAAAGUGGUUGCUUAUGCAUCUACACAGCUGAAGGUGCAUGAGAGAAACUACCCUACACAUGAUUUAGAAUUGGCUGCAGUGGUGUUCACCUUGAAAGUUUGGAGGCAUUAUUUGUAUGGUGAGAAGUUUGAACUCUUUUCAGACCAUAAGAGUUUAAAGUAUCUCUUCUCUCAAAAGGAGCUGAACAUGAGGCAAAGGAGAUGGAUGGAACUCAUAAAGGAUUAUGAUUUCACGUUGGAAUAUCAUCCAGGGAAAGCUAAUGUUGUUGCAGAUGAGCAAGCUCAAGACGUGGGAAUGCGAGCUAAAAUGGUUGAGUUAACAAUUGAACCAACUUUUAUAGGUCUUUCUGAAUGGACAAUUGGGAAUGAUGGUGGUUUGAGAUACCGAGGGAAGUUGUGCGUGCCUGAAUCUAAGAAUCUUAAAACAGAGAUUAUGGAUGAAGCUCAACGUUCUAAGUAUACGGUUCAUCCAGGAAGUUCUAAGAUGUACAAGGAUCUUAGGAGACAAUUCUGGUGGAUUGCUAUGAAAAGGGAGGUGGGACA